GGCAAUUGCGCAAUCUCGCUUUCUUCACGCACUCUUUACGCUCUACUCAGCAAUCCGACGUCUAUCCAUUAGCUUGGCCGGGACCGAAGGAAAAAGAGUAUCAUAAUUUGCCAAUUUCUUUGUAUAUCGACGGAAAGAAUUGGAUCGAACCUCCACAAUGGCAGCUAUUCAGCUCAACUUUUCGCUCCGCACGUCGAGCGGCUGCAAGACAGUGCAUCUGCUAGGAUCAUGGGAUAACUACGCGGGACAGCUUCCGCUCUCCAAGGACCCGAAGAAGAGCGGCGGCUGGUUGGGAUGCUUCAAAUUCCAGGGCGCGACCUUGAAGCAGGGCCAGCGGUAUUGGUACUACUACAUCAUCGAUGGCUACCACGUCUCGCACGACCCCGCCAAGGACCACACCACCGAGCCCACCACCGGCCGCAAACUCAACAUCCUCGACAUCCCCGGCAAGACCUCCAAGACGUCCUCGUCCUCACACAGCUCCUCCCGCUCCUCAGGCACAUCCCGCGAACAGCGCCGCGUAAGCACCCAGUCCAUCCCAAAGGGCCGCUCCAUCUCGCCCUCCAAGAUCGUCGCGCCAAAGCCAAACCGCCCCUACCAAACCCGCGAAGUCAUACAAACCCAAUACGACAAGGCGACCCUCGACGCGCUAUCCUCGCGCUUCGCACGACAUACCAUCUCGCCUGCGUCGUCGGCAACAAGCAUCUCCGAAGACGACUCCGAAUUUGACUCUGAUGAUUCUGGCUCAGACGUGCCGUCGCUGACCUCCCGGUCGACAAACUCCUCCUCGCCAAGCAGUAUCUCGAGCGGCAGCUCGUGCUGCACGUGCGAGCGGUACGGCAUCACGCGGAGCGGGGACCGCGUCAAGCUCGACUGCGGCGGCGCGCGGUGCGGAUAUAGUGACGACAGCUCAGAGUGCUCAUCCGAAGAUGAAUACGUGUACGAGCAAAAGACGACGAGGCGGCAGGGCGUGGUGAUUCGGUCCUAACCUUGCCAGCCACUUACCCGCCACUGGCAGCUGACCACUGUGCGACGAAGGUUUUUCGAUCCAACUUCUUUUCUCUUGUCGAUAUUUUUGAUGAUACUUCUUUUUCUUUCCUUUAUUGACACGACAUGUUACGUCACGACCACUACACGCUCGUUGGAUAGAACG
Molecule: messenger RNA, 1153 nt
Organism: Paraphaeosphaeria sporulosa
Lineage: Eukaryota; Fungi; Ascomycota; Dothideomycetes; Pleosporales; Didymosphaeriaceae
Exons: 2
Coding region: 158-988 (276 amino acids)
Source: RefSeq, a predicted model, not a curated record